Messenger RNA from Olea europaea var. sylvestris, 987 nucleotides. Its product is annotated as zinc finger MYM-type protein 1-like. The transcript has a single exon. The record is from RefSeq and is a predicted model, not a curated record. Lineage: Eukaryota; Viridiplantae; Streptophyta; Magnoliopsida; Lamiales; Oleaceae. The coding region runs from base 1 to 987 and encodes 328 amino acids.
AUGGCAUUUCGUGGACAUGAUGAAUAUGAAGAUUCAAACAAUCAAGGAAACUUUCUUGAACUGUUGUAUUGGUUGUGUGAUCAUAAUCCUGAGAUUAAGGCCAUUGCUUUGACAAAUGCACCUGAAAAUUUGAAAUUAACAUCACCAAGAGUGCAAAAAGAUAUUGUAAGUGCUACUGCUUCUGAAUGUCUACAUGUGAUUAUUGAAAAUAUUCGUGAUAGUUUCUUCUCAAUUUUAGUUGAUCAAUCUCGAGAUAUUUCUAUGAAAGAGCAAAUGUCAGUUGUCAUUCGUUAUGUGAAGAAUGGGUGUAUAUUGGAACAUUUUAUUGGUGUUAUUCAUGUUUUGAAUACCACAGCUGCCUCACUUAAGGCUGCAAUUGAUCAGUUAUUCUCAACGCAUAGUUUAAGCAUAUCUAAUUUGAGAGGCCAAGGAUAUGAUGGAGCUAGUAACAUGCGAGGUGAGUAUAAUGGCCUCAAAGCACUUAUUUUGAAAGAAAAUCCAAGUGCUUACUAUAUUCAUUGCUUUGCUCAUCAACUUCAAUUAGCUCUUGUAGCUGUGGCACAGAAACAUCCGAAGAUUGAAACUUUCUUCACUACAGUACAUAGAUUGGUGAAUAUUGUUGGAGGAUCAGCUAAACGGAGUGAUCUUAUUCGAGAGAAUCAAAGAUUGAAAAUUCUUGAAUCACUUAGUAUUGGUGAAAUAUCAAGCGGACGAGGUCUCAAUCAAGAAAUUACUCUUCAGCGUCCUGGGGAUACACGUUGGGGCUCUCACUAUAGUUGUUUAAUUAACUUGAUUACCAUGUUUUCAACUAUAGUCGAAGUCAUUGACAUGCUUGCUACUGAUUCUACAAGUACCGGAACAAGAGGUGAUGCAUGCAUUUCAUUGGAGUUGAUGUUAAGAUUUGAAUUUGCAUUUAAUCUAUAUCUCAUGAAAAAGAUUUUAGGGAUUUCAAACGAAUUGUCAAAAGCAUUACAAAGAAAAGAUUAA